AUGCCUUUCGUCCAACACGGUGACAAAGCUGGCGCUAACAUCGGCACAUACCAUGAUGUUGCUGGAAACCAGACCAACACCAAUCACACCGACAACUCUCGUCGAGUAAACUCUGACAACACUAACACCACUAACAACACCAACUCCGGAAACGAUUCAUCUGUCACCCAACAGGCUGGUGGGCGUAACUACGCCAGGCGUUGA
Molecule: messenger RNA, 204 nt
Organism: Serpula lacrymans var. lacrymans S7.9
Lineage: Eukaryota; Fungi; Basidiomycota; Agaricomycetes; Boletales; Serpulaceae
Exons: 2
Coding region: 1-204 (67 amino acids)
Source: RefSeq, a predicted model, not a curated record